Molecule: messenger RNA, 1658 nt
Organism: Paramuricea clavata
Lineage: Eukaryota; Metazoa; Cnidaria; Anthozoa; Malacalcyonacea; Plexauridae
Source: the annotation of a GenBank genome assembly
AGGCUGGUGUCAGUUCACUUGAUUGUUACAUCCAAAAUGUUUCCAUGGUCAAGACGACACCUUCAAAGAAAAGGUAUUUCAAUUGCACAUUGCAAGCGAAAGAUGAUCCAGUCAAAGCAGUGUGCUACUCCCCUGAUAAGCAUUCUGAAUUACAAACUGUGGCAAAGACAAGAAGUCCAAUUAAACUUCAAAACUUCAAAAAAACUGACUCUAGCAAAGACAUUGUCAUCACCAAAUUUACUAAAAUUACUCCUCUCAGCAAAGCUGAUGUUGGCUUCAGUUUUGAAGAGAACAUGACAGUCAAGUCAGCUGAUGCAGUGGUUAACAUAUCAUCCAUAACCAAACUUGCUCCAGAACAGUUAAUCUCUGUAACAGGGCCUUUUUUAACAUACAAGCUGGGGGGGGGCAAAUGCCCCGCCAGUCCCCCCUUGUGCCCCCCCACGAAAUCACAUUUUGCCCCCCCAGGAAAAGUCCCUUUUCCCUAAAAUUAUAGAAACAAACCAGCGAAGAUUAACAAAUACAUAAACGGAAAGUAAGUUUUAGGCUUUAUCCUUUGUCCUUGUUUAACAAAAUCGAUUUAAAUUGUUACUUUUUUCUACCACUAAGUAAUGAUAAAUUAUUGUUAAUAUUUUUUUUAUUUUUUGGAUGCUCAGAAUGCAGGAAAUAGCAUUUCCGGGUUUCAAAUUUCAAAAAUUUUCUGGGGAUUAAUUUUCUAUAGUUGGCCUAAAUUUUGGAGCAAAUUUGGAUGCUCAGAAUGCAGGAAAUGACAUUUCCGGGAUUCAAAUUUAAAAAAUUUUCUGGGGGAAUACUCCCCCAGACCACCCCCCAUUCAUGAGUGGUAUAUUGGCGACACACGUGGCCUUCAGCCAUUGCUACCCCCCUCUAAUAUAUUAUAUCACAGAAAAGUCCCUUUUCAAAAAAUGCCCCCCCCCCCACGGGAAAAUCCUUAAAAAAGGCCCUACUCUGUAAAGGCUCAAGUUGUAAGUGUGUCUGGUGUUAAAAAAAUUACACUGCCUCAAUCUAAUGAUACCACCAAACUAUCAAAACAAGAAUUAGUUAUAAGAGAUACAACAGCAUCAAUCCGAGUAGUGUUAUGGGGAAAAUAUGUCAAUGCUGUUCAACCAAAAGUCACAUAUUUGUUCAAACACUUGCGUGUGAAAGGAACCAAAUUCGAAAAGUACCUCAACACACCAAAAACCGAUCCAUUUAUUUUGGAAGAGUGCGAAGAAUUCCAGCAACCCCUUGUUGAAGUAGAUGAUGAAAUAAUCACAUCGUCAACCAUUAACGCAACUAUCCUUGGUAUCCAAGAUGCAACCAGCAUCAACGCAUGUGUGUCUUGCCACAGACCAGUUAUUCAGAAAGGCAACUCCUCACCACUUGGUGUGUGUCAGUCCUGUCACUUAACACAGCCACUUUCAAAGUGUUCUGUCCAGUGGACCCUAAAAGUACGAGUCCUGACCACUGCCCUACCCAGUAACAAAUUGCUGCUCACAAUGUCCCAUGAUACUGUUGAAGAUCUGAUGCUUUUCAUAAAUCCAAUACUCAACCUAGCUACUAUAUCGGAGGAUGAGCUGGUAAUUUCCAUUUUAGAAGCUGAAAAAGUAAUUCAAUUUACGUAUGACAAUUUUAAUAAAGUGACAGCUAUAGAGCUUGUAUGA